CCGUGUGUCAGACUCCGAAAAGCCACGAAGAAGAAAAAGAUGGCGCGCUGCUGGAUGUAAACACGGAAGUGUGUUUGUGUUUCUCUUCUGAGUGUUUCUCUUUCUCUGAUGUGAAGAUGAGAAGAAGAGGAGGAGGAGAGGAAGAGGAGGGCUCAGCUGUGCGGACACACUGAAGCUCCAUCUCAAGUACCUGAUCCAGCCUGACCUGAACCAGUCUAGUCUCACCUGAUCCGGUCUGGUGUGGUCUUUGCGGUCUCAUCUGACUGGUCUGUGCGGCACAGGAAGUGAUGGCGGGUCGAGGCCGGGGGCGGGGCCUCAGGCUGAUGAGCUUCAGCGUGGAGGCCGUCGGCAUCAACAGAGGAGACAGUUUACCUCCAUCCAUCCAACAACCCACACCUGUGUACCCUGUGAUGGAGCAGAAGCCCCUCCCCCUCACAGGUGGAGAGGAGGCGGAGUAUCUGUUGGCUCUGAAACAAGAGUUCAGAGGAGCGAUGAAGAGUCUGCCCUGCUUCAUCCAACCAGCUGCUGCUGUCAGAGAUGUGGAGAGAUACUCAGACAAAUAUCACCAGAGCGAGCAGACGGACCCGAUUACAGAGUGGACUCCAGACUGGAAGAGAUUUCCUAAAGAACUACGAGUCAGGAGACCUGCACCAACAGGUGUCUCAGCGGGCGCUCGCUCUGAGAAAGUUCAGCCGUCUCAGAAGAAGAAACGAGUGAAAGAGAAAGAGGAAGUUCUUCUCAAACUGGAGACUCUGGAGAAGAAGGAGGAGCGAGGGAGCGAGGGGGAGGAGGAAGAGGAGGAGGGAGAGCAGAAGAAGAAACAGGAGGAAGAGGAGGCCGAGGGAGAGGAGGAGUAUGAUGAAGAAGAGUUUGAAGAGGAGACGGACUACGUCAUGUCGUACUUUGAUAACGGCGAGGAGUUUGGAGGAGACAGCGACGAAAAUAUGGACGAGGCCGUUUACUGAAACAGCUGCACCUGUUUUUAUCCCUUUUUAUCUGUGUGUGUGUGUGUGUGUGUAAGAGCGUGUGUGUGUUUGUGUGAGAGCGUGUGUGUGUUUGUGUGAGAGCGUGUGUGUGUGUGUGUGUGUGUGUGUGUGAGACUGUGUGUUUGUGUGAGAGUGUGUGUGCACAGAGAAGCCGUCCAUCAGCUGUUUUGGAACAGAGGAACGUUUGUGUCGUGUUUAUCUUUAAAGAACUUUUGAAUCUUUUGUAUCGAUGUUUUAUUGGUUUUAAUGUUCUUAUGGAAAAAAAGAGAAACGUGUUGAAAAUAAAAAUCUACAACAUGAGGAGA
Molecule: messenger RNA, 1291 nt
Organism: Notolabrus celidotus (New Zealand spotty)
Lineage: Eukaryota; Metazoa; Chordata; Actinopteri; Labriformes; Labridae
Gene: polr3glb
Product: polymerase (RNA) III (DNA directed) polypeptide G like b
Exons: 8
Coding region: 288-965 (225 amino acids)
Biological process (GO): transcription by RNA polymerase III
Cellular component (GO): RNA polymerase III complex
Source: RefSeq, a predicted model, not a curated record